AUGUUUCAUGUAUGUUCACUUCAAUUGAUGGUCAAUGAAUGUUCAUUUAAUGAUUAUCAUCGUAAUUUCACAUACGAACUUAAGUUAAGUCUUUUACAUCUUAGUUCAUGUCAAUCUAUUGUUAUUUCAAGUCUUAUAUCAUCUUCAUCUGUUACUAAAGAUGAUUUCAUUAAUCAAAUAAUUAAUCUUCAAGAAGCUUUCAAAUUACUUUGCACAGCUUAUAUUGCAACUUUUCGUCUUCAAGUUAAAUAUGUACUUGAAUUUAAAACAACAAUUCAAUCUGAAGAUUAUCUCUCACAUGCAUUUUUUCUCUUUCAAAUUGGUACUAUUGUACAACUCUUGACACAAAUAAUGACAAACAAUAAUUGGAAAAAACAUAUUUCAAAAAUAUCUAAAAAGAAUACAAUAAAUUUAAAAGAACAAUUGAAAUUACAAUGGCCACGUUUAUUAUCAUCUUUGAAGAGUAUGGUCAUUAUUGGAGUUGGUUUAAUCUUUGUAUUAGUAUCUCGUUUAGCAGCAGCAUUUGAAAAUGGACAAUGGAUUUUAGUUACUCUUUGUAUGACACAAGGUGAUAGUGUAGGUGAAGCAUUUACAACAACGAAAAUAAGACUUAUGGGAACAUUACCUGGUACACUUACAAUAUGUCGACAAAGUAUUAUUUCAAUGCAUUCAAUUUAUGAUCAAUUAUUUCAUCAUAAUCAUUCUCGUGAAUCUAUUAUUCGUCUUGAAUUAGAACAACAAAAAAUUGAAUCAUUUAUUGAUGUUCAACGAAGUUGUUUUCAUCACUUAAUUAGUCUUCAACGAACUCUAGUUGAACAUGCAUCACUUGAACCAACUUUUUGGUGGAUUAAUAAUAAUUUCUCAACAAAAUAUUAUAAUGUGCUUAUUCAACAACAAAUUAAUAUAUUUAAAAUGUUACAUAAUAUAGAUGCAACAUUAAUGAGAAUUAAUGAAUAUUCACAACGUAUUGAACAUCUUCAAUUGGAUGCUGCUGAUGGUCAUUUUCCUCCAAAUCUUCAUCGAGGAUUUUCUGAUUUAAGUAGACAAUUGAAUGAUUGUUUUCAUUUAUCGAUAUCUU
Messenger RNA from Rotaria sordida, 1078 nucleotides. NCBI's taxonomy places the organism in Eukaryota, Metazoa, Rotifera, Eurotatoria, Philodinida, Philodinidae. The record is from the annotation of a GenBank genome assembly.